Drosophila persimilis is the source of this 2043-nucleotide messenger RNA. Its product is annotated as testis-expressed protein 10 homolog. Gene Ontology annotation, cellular component: MLL1 complex; nucleus. The transcript has a single exon. The record is from RefSeq and is a predicted model, not a curated record. NCBI's taxonomy places the organism in Eukaryota, Metazoa, Arthropoda, Insecta, Diptera, Drosophilidae. Bases 64 to 2043 code for a protein of 659 amino acids.
AGCUGUGUGUUGGGCCAGCGCACGUUUUGAUUUCCAUUUCCACUUGCUGUUUGAUUUUGGAAAAUGGGAGGCCACCACAAGAAGAAUUUGCGUGCCGAGAAGGCCAAAGUAAAGCUCAAGGGAGCCAAACUGCCAAAGGGUCUGAAUGUGACCAAGACUGACUUCAAGGUGCGUAAGAUCGAGAUCCGUGAGCAGCUUAAGGAAACGUCGUACACCGAAACUGGUCUGCGGCAGUUCAACCUGAAGGAGACCCUGUCCCGACUGAAACAUCACAGCUUCAAGUUCCGCACGGAUGCCAUGCGCAAUGUACGCGAGUCGGUCAAGUCCGGCCAGGCCGAUCAUCUCAUCGGCCAUCUGAACGAGCUGUUCCAGGGCAUCGCCGCUGGCGCUCUCGACAUGGAGCGCAGUGUACGCCAGGAGUCCUUCAAGACACUCGAUGUACUGCUAGAGGUGUUGACUCCCCAGGCUGUGACGCCGUUUUUCCAUGUGAUUUCCACCUACCUCAAAUGCGCCAUGACCCACAUCCAUCCCACCAUUCAGGAGGAUUCCCUGCUGAUGCUGGACGUGCUGAUCCAGCGAGUGCCACCCUCACUGCUGGCGGAGCGCAGUGCCAGCACUAUUGUGGGAAACUUCAUUGACAUGAUCUCGCGCUCCCGUCACGACAACGAGAAGUCAAACCGUACGCUCACCAUGAACCUGGGCCACGGCAAACAGACGACCGUCAAGUGGCGGACCAAAGUGUUACUGCGCCUUCAGCAAAUUCUCGGCACAUUGGCGCAACACAGCGCCAAGACAGCCAGCACCAAGUAUCCAGUUCAUGUCGUUCAAUUUGAUGAAAACCGUCCCAAUUACUAUGGUCUGCUUAGCCCGUACGCGCAAGACACCCGCGACUUGUAUGCCAUGCUGCACGAGCCCAAGCUGAGCGCGGAGGGCACGCAGCUGCAGACGUAUGUGGAGCAACUGAUGCCCCUGCUGCAUGACACAUGGCUGGAGGUGAGGCCGCAACAACAGCAGCCUCUCCUCCCGCCGGAUGCCGCGGCCAGCCUCUACGUUGUGGUCAAGCUGAUAACCCAGCUGUGGACGCUCAUCAACCAGCAUGAGGAAGUAAACAGCACCAACGAGCUGAGCAUCUGGCUCAGGCAGAAUCAUUCUGAAAAGUUUCUAAAGAACUUCCUCGACCAGGACGGCCGACGCUUUCCCUACCAGCAGAUGCCCCAAACUCAGACGCAGAAGCAAGGCAAGAAGUUGGCCAAGGACAAGGGUCCAGCCGACGGCGGCGAACAGUGCCUUCCCCAGAACCUAGCCAUUGUCCAGAUUGCCUGCCAGUUCCUUCCAGAACCGAGCGAGCAGCAGGCUGUGGAAUUUUCCCAUCUGGUCCAGUACAUGAACGACACAUUGAAGCAUCUGCAAAAGCUAACGCCGGAGCACCAGUUGCCGCUGGUCGCCGCCCUACGUUCGCUGCUGCUGGAGAAUGCGCUGGCGCUGCUCAAUCUGAUACCAGACCAGUUGACGAGUCUCCUGAAUGCCUCUAUGCAGGCAUAUGUCGAGCAGCGCUUUGCCACACGCGAGGGCGUGGCCACCAAGAUGUUGAGUCUGCUGUGCGAGAUUGUGCAGACGACGGAUCUGUAUGCACGCUUUGGCGGCGAGAAGCGUUUCGCCAUCUUUCUUGGGUAUCUGCCGGAGCUGUUGCUGAAGCCAACGGUGGCCGAGGGCACGCUGCGUGCCAUGGCCACUCUUUGCCGCCAAAUGAACGGCUUCUUCAUGUCCGCCCUCGUCAAAAGCUCUGGUGAUAUCCUGGGCCACCUGUCGCAGCUUCAGGUUACGGGCAGUGCCCAAGGCGAUGACAAGCUAGAGAAUCAGAGGCGUGUUCUCAAUCUAUUUUACUAUGCUCGGACAUGUGACAAGAAAAACCAACUGAAGAAGGCUCUUAGGCAGCUGGCCAAGGCACAGCAGUCCACCGAUGAAGCUGGCGAUGGAGAUGAAGAUUCCCCCACAAAUGAUCAAAUCGUCAGCUACUUGAAGUCGGUGCUGGCCUAUGAUUAA